Messenger RNA from Ctenocephalides felis (cat flea), 2650 nucleotides. Its product is annotated as protein artichoke-like. The record is from RefSeq and is a predicted model, not a curated record. The annotation marks the transcript as partial. The transcript has 12 exons. Lineage: Eukaryota; Metazoa; Arthropoda; Insecta; Siphonaptera; Pulicidae. Gene Ontology annotation, molecular function: protein binding.
AUGUGUAGUUUAGAAUUGAAAUGUGUGAUUUUAUCAGUGAUAUUAGGUUUAGUAAAUGCAGGCUAUAUACCACCAGGACCAAGAUACACAUGUCCAAAUAGAACCCAGCUAAUUUCGCCUUGUGUCUGUUUGGCGGGUGGUGACGAUGGACUAAAAAUUCUUUGCGAAAACUCCAACAUAGCUUCCAUGGGCGUGGGUCUCAAUAAUUUGGCAACCUUUGCAAUGCCCAUUGAAGAACUUAGAUUAAACAAAUGCCAUUUUGAACGCAUGUAUGGAAGUCUUUUGUACAAAUUAAAAUUAAGGAUCUUGCGAAUUGAAGACACGCCGAUUCAAACUAUUGAUCAAUAUAGUUUUCUUGGAGUCAAUGAUACUUUGCAAGAAUUGUAUUUGACGAAUACUAGUAUUCAUACGUUUCCCAAAGAAGCAUUUCAGAUUUUAGGUAACUUAACAGUGCUAAAUAUAAGACAACAUAAUUUUACCAAGUUAGAAAAAGAUAUUUUCUACGAAAGCAGAAUCAACAUCAGACUUGAAAAACUCCAUAUCACAAAUGGACCACUUUCUGACUUUCCAAUUGAAACAUUUCAGCCCCUAAGGAAGCUAAAGACGUUGGACUUGAAUACAAAUGCAUUAACAGGACUCAAAAGGAACCAGUUCAAAGGACUCCGGGACGUGGAAGUCCUCGAUUUGAGUCACAACAGUCUGCCCAAGUUGGAGGCGACCGCCAUCUCUGAUCUUACCAAAUUGAGCUGGUGCAAUUUGUCACACAAUGCGAUGACUGAUUUACCGAGGGGUACAUUUGCCAGAAAUGCUGUACUUCGAGUUUUGAAUUUAUCACAUAACAAAUUGAAAAAAUUGGACACAAACAGUUUCCGUGGUAUGAGAUUUUUGAGGCGUUUAUAUUUAAAUGAUAAUCAAAUAGCAGAUGUCGGUCGUGGUACUUUUGGAUCGAUCGCCAAAAUUGGAACAAUCGAUUUGGCACGAAAUAAAAUUACUAAAAUUGAUUAUCAAAUGUUUUUCCAACUCAACUUCAUCGAGAUUAUAGAUGUAUCAGAAAAUGCAGUGACAGAAAUUCAAAAAUUAUCUUUCAAAGAUAUUUAUUUGGCAAAUAUAAAUUUAUCGCACAAUGCAAUAUCCAAUAUAGAAGACGGCGCUUUUGAGAAUUGCGCAAAUAUAACAAUAUUGGAUUUGUCAUACAAUAAUAUCACUGCCAUUCCAAGGAAUACUUUUGAUCCAACGACAUAUGCAACUGAACUACAACUAUCAUAUAAUUUUUUGACUAAUAUGUCUCAGAUUCCCCUGCACAAUAUGACUGGUUUAAAAAUCCUAAACGCCUCACACAAUCUUAUAGAAAUUAUUCCACGAAAUACGUUUCCCAAACUAUACGAGUUGCACACAAUAGACCUUUCAUACAACAAAGUGUCAUCGAUCGCAAAUGCAGUUUUACAAACACUGUUUUCCCUUAGAAACUUAUACCUCAGUCACAAUUCCUUGGAAAUAAUUAAACCUCCGACUUUUGGAACAUUACCAACAUUAUUAGAUAUGGAUUUGUCUUACAAUAAUAUGAAGGAAAUAGCAAAAGGAGCAUUCACAAAAUUGACAAGUCUCAGAACAUUAAAUGUAGAAGGAAAUUUACUAAGUAAAAUGUUUACUGUGCCGAUCUCUUUGGGUCAUCUGAAGAUUGCAAAUAAUUUGUUAGAAGAAUUGCCUGAGAAGACCUGGCCUAGCAUGAAUUCUAUACUGUCUUUGGACUUCAGUGGAAAUAAAUUUGAAAACCGAUUAGUACAUGGAAGUUUUUCGAAUCUUUUAACUUUACAAAGACUGAAUUUAUCGGAAAAUGGAAUAUCGCAAGUGCCUUGGGAGAGCUUAAGUGAAUUGACCGCUUUGCAGUAUUUGUAUUUACAGAACAAUAAUUUGACUCGGCUUCCCAAAGCCGCGUUUGGAAGAUUGCCAGUAGUUUUCGAGUUGGAUUUAUCACACAAUAAUAUCGGAAAUAUUAGCAUUCAUGCAUUUGACGGUCUGCUCCAACUUUUAAAACUAGACAUGUCUCAUAACAAAAUCCGUCAAAUUCCAACGGGAGCAUUUAGAGGAUUGGUAUCUUUGAGAACUCUUCACUUAUCUCACAACAAAAUAGAAAAAUUGGAUAAUAAAACAAAUAGUUUAUUCGAAGAUUGUUUGUCUUUAGAAAACCUGGAUUUGAGUCAUAACAAAAUUAGUUUUGUUACAAGGAAAAGUUUUCCGAGCAACCCGUAUAUUCCGUACAGAUUGAAAAAUUUAGAUUUAAGUUACAAUUCUUUACCAAUUCUUACGUACGAUUUGACUUUUGGAACAAAGAAAUUGGAGAAACUUAAUGUUUCUCAUAAUAUGAUCAGCGACCUGUAUAGAGGAGUAUUAGGCAACUUGACUUCACUACAAACGUUAGAUAUGUCCUUCAACAUGCUAGAAGAUUUAAUUUCUGAACCCAAUGCCUUUAAUCUACCAAAAAACAUAACCAACUUGAUUAUGAACGACAAUAAAAUUAUGUUUUUGCCAAUAAACAAACUAAUAAAUGCAACUCAAUUGAAAAGUUUGGAUUUGAGAAAUAAUGUGAUCAACCAGUUUCCUUAUGAAUUUGUGCAGCAGAUUGAUCAAGGGUUAGAAGUCAAAUUUGAAG